Chenopodium quinoa (quinoa) is the source of this 2523-nucleotide messenger RNA. Its product is annotated as CTL-like protein DDB_G0274487. Gene Ontology annotation, molecular function: transmembrane transporter activity. Gene Ontology annotation, biological process: transmembrane transport. Lineage: Eukaryota; Viridiplantae; Streptophyta; Magnoliopsida; Caryophyllales; Amaranthaceae. The record is from RefSeq and is a predicted model, not a curated record. The coding region runs from base 542 to 2227 and encodes 561 amino acids. Gene Ontology annotation, cellular component: membrane. The transcript has 3 exons.
AGUUAAGUUCUGUUCAAGCCAAACCUAUUGCAAAAAGUAAAAUUGUGUAAAUUGGUAUAAAUCAAUACAAAUCAUUAAAACUAAUACAAAGUGGAAUAUAUGAAUAAUGUUACAAUGCGAGGGAAUUCCAUUUAAAAUCACCUAAGGAAUAGCUCAAGUGGUUAGAGCUUCUCUCCCAAUUCCAAGAGAAUUUGGGAUCGAUUCUCAUCCCGCUUAUGUGGCUCUCUAAAUACCCAAAAAAAAAAAUAAAAAAAUCACCUACUAAACAGGCUGUGAGUAUCCAAUCAUUCGAGAACACAGUCAGUCGUAACGGGGUCGUUUAGUUGUCGUCUUCCACAUUUUCACAUCUGAGUAAUCUUAGCAGUAAUUGAUCAUCGUUGUCAUCCUCAAACAAUCACGAUAUACACUCUUCUUUCUUUCUUGUCUCAGCUUCAUCAAUCUAGUCAAACCCCCGAAAUGUUCUCCCCUUCUCAUCUCUCAUCAUUUUCCACCAACUUUUCUUCUUCUUCAACCUAAUUUCCCCCUUUUCCAGUCUCCAACAAUGGCUUCCAGUGAAGAACCCAGCAAAAGCUCCAAUCUUUAUGACACCCCAUCUUCCCCAACUCAACCCCUUCUCUCAAAACCCUACCUUUCAUCUCCAAUUGAAGAAUAUCACCCUCAACAACAACAAGCUUCACCUCAAUCUGAUUCCGAUCGUACCCAAUUCCUUCAAAUCGCCUACAAUUAUGGUCCUAGAACUUUCAAAGACUUACCUUUCCUCAUCCUCUUUCUUCUCUUCGCACUUUGCACUUUUGGGUUUGGUAUUUUCUCAAUUGUCCAUCAUAAUUCUAAUUUUUCUUCACUCUCUUCCUUCUCCUAUGACCCCACUUCAUCUUCUUGUGUCAAAACCCCCAUUUCUAAUCAUGGGUCUUUCCCCAAUUUUUAUGGGUUUUCUAAUUUUGAUGGGCUUUCUAAUUUAAGGUAUUCUAAUAGUAGUAGUUUUGUAAGAGGGUUGAUUUGGGUACUUGUGAUUACUUUUGUAUUGAGUUUGCCAAUUGUAUGGGGUGUGUUGUUGUUGCUUAAGCAUUACACUAAGCAGCUUGUUUAUGUUUCACUUCCUUUCUUUAUUGUAAUUCCAAUUGGUGUAAAUGUGUACUGGUUUGUUGCUUGCACUAUUAGCUCCUCGUGUAGCGAUGCAUUGCCUCUUGCAUAUAGGAUACUGGUGUUGUUGUUUGUCUUUUUGGUGAUUGGGGUUAUUGUGUGGAUUUUCGUGAUCAAUUGGCAUCGAAUCGAGUUGACUAUUAACAUAAUUGGUAUUGCAUCUGAUGCACUGUCGAGGAAUUUGGGAUUGUUUGGUGUUGUUCCAUGUUUGAAACUUGGGUUGCUAGCUUAUUAUGUGCCAAUUGUCGUAUUCUUGGUGUUCGCAAGGUAUAAUGGGAAGAUUGUGCCUCGCGAAUCCAAGGGAGACUAUCAUUGUGCUUGGAAGCAGGAUAGUUGGGUGGGAGCUUAUUAUGCAUUGGCUAUAUUGACUAUGUUGUGGUCGGCGACUGUGAUGUUGGAAACUAAGGCUUAUGUGGUUAGUGGAACUGUUGCUCAGUGGUAUUUCUCCAAGGAUGAUUCAACCCCAAAACGAAAAAUCAGAAGUUCGUUGAGAAAUGCAUUUGGCCCUUCCGCUGGAACUAUAUGCUUCUCCGGCUUAAUAAUGUUUAUUGUCCGCUUGGUGCGUGCUGCGGUUGAUAGUGCAAGACAAGAAGAGGCUACUGGAAUUGUGAAUGUUGUCCUUCGGUGCUGCGUCAAAGUUUUCAUGGCAGCUGUAGAUUUUCUUAACAAAUUCACCAUAAACUUUGCUGCUAUUACGGGUGAAGCUUAUUGUACAUCUGCAAGGAUGACAUAUGAACUUUUGAAACGUAAUCUUCUAUCAGCUGUUUUUGUGGAGACAAUUUCUGCACGUUUACUGGGUGGGAUAAUUUUCGUCCUUUCAGCAGUAUAUGCUGUUGUGGUCUGUGCUAUUCUAAAUGGUGUAACAAGUCUUGGAGUGUAUUCAUACUACAUUUCCCUCCUGGCUUGGUUGCUGCUCAUAGUGAUGCUCGGUUUCUUUGUGCACCUGCUCGAUGAUGUGAUUGACACAAUAUAUGUAUGCUAUGCCAUUGACCGAGACAGAGCAGAGGUUAAUAAGCCUGAAGUCCAUAAUGUUUAUGUGCAGCUUCCUAUAAGCCGGAGUAUCCGAACACCUCCACUCAACGUGUAAAUUAUCAUACUCCAAUUUCUUUUUGUUUUUUUUGUUCUGGUGUGGUUUGAUUUCAUCUCUGUAUUCUGUAAUUCUAAUUUGUUAUCCCACUCUGUAAUACUUGGUGGGUUGUGUAUAUCCUCUGUUCAUUUGUAGAAUUGAGUUUUCUAACAAUAAAUUGAAUAAUUGAAGAGGUAAUCUUCAAAGAAGUAUGAGAAGAGUUAAUUAGUUGUACAACUUUGCUACAUUUUAUUGGCUCUCCUAAUGUUUUCCAUUUCAGUUGUGAGAGUUAAUGAUAUCUAAACCAUAUUCUGAUA